AUGCGAGCCAUCCGAGAGAGCGACCCCAACACGCGCUGGGACCCGAAAGCAAUUCUGGCCCGCCUUGACAAUAUCAAGGCCCUUGUGGCGGCCGCCAAAGCGGACGAAGUCACCGAGUCCAUGAGCUCGGAGCAGAAGGCACAAUAUGAAGCUCUUUGUGAGAGAAUGGCCAAUCCACCCAAUGGGUCUGGUGUGGAGGUGAUCGAGAAACAUCUUCGCACGGUAGGCAAUCUGGCGCCAGAUAUGGUUGAAAAAUUCAAGGCUAGACAAGACGCAGGGCCGGAGCAAGGGUAUUGCAACUGUCCCGCUUCCGCGUCGGAGCACCACCCUAGCUGCGUCCUGGAGUAUCCUCCGACCAAGGAGAUCCUUGCUCACGCAUCUGUCGCAACCCUCUCUGCCAUCCAGGCCUUGAAGAGAGCUGAUGGCACUUGGAUCAGGAGCCCAAAGCUCGUUGAGGGGGUGAUGGCGAAAGUCAAGAAUAUUGUCGCAGACACCCAUGCCGAAGGCGCCCUGAUAUCCAUGACUCCUGAGCAGAAGGAGGUUUUCACUCGUAAUGUGGACAGGCUGGAAAUUCAGGUGGAACAAGCUUGUGGUGUCAAGGCGCCAGAGAGUCCGGAGAUCCCACUGCUACAAGUCCUGAACGAGCGUGAGAAGCGCAACAAGUUGUUGAGCACGAUACAGAAGCUGGAGCAGGAGCAGAAGGGCGGCAGCAAGCCCGGCGUGAAGGUAGAGAAGCUCAUGAACGAGGGUCGCUCGGCGGUUCUGAGCUAUCCGCUCGAGGAGUCGGCGAAUGAGGUGCUGACCGGGACGAAGAACCUGGGUCCGAUGCCGGCAGCUGCAAGUGGUGCGGGCAAGAAGACUACAGCGCCGGAGAAGACGAAGAAGGAGAGGAGGGCUGAUGCUAAGGCGGAGAAGAAGGCGGAGAAGAAGUAG
This is a messenger RNA of Saxophila tyrrhenica, 933 nucleotides long. RefSeq lists its product as uncharacterized. Lineage: Eukaryota; Fungi; Ascomycota; Dothideomycetes; Mycosphaerellales; Extremaceae. The transcript has 2 exons. The coding region runs from base 1 to 933 and encodes 310 amino acids. The record is from RefSeq and is a predicted model, not a curated record.